Parathielavia appendiculata is the source of this 3359-nucleotide messenger RNA. Its product is annotated as Cullin-domain-containing protein. Gene Ontology annotation, biological process: ubiquitin-dependent protein catabolic process; protein ubiquitination; DNA damage response. The coding region runs from base 236 to 3079 and encodes 947 amino acids. Gene Ontology annotation, cellular component: Cul4-RING E3 ubiquitin ligase complex. The transcript has 2 exons. Gene Ontology annotation, molecular function: ubiquitin protein ligase binding. Lineage: Eukaryota; Fungi; Ascomycota; Sordariomycetes; Sordariales; Chaetomiaceae. The record is from RefSeq and is a predicted model, not a curated record.
CAUCAGCCAAGCGCUCCCACGAACAGCGAGCGUUGUGGUCGGAAGUUUGCUGUGGACGAGACUGAGAGCAGCUUCCAAAACAUCGCAGUUCUCCGGUACCUAAAUCUAACGAGAUCUCUAAUUAGUUCAACGAUCGCGGCCGCAGGUAGCUGCGGCGCAACAAGCCCAUUCGCGAAACAGCAAACGUCAAAGCAACGAGCAGAGACCCCGUCCCACGUGCGGACCUCUGUGGUCCAUGCCUCCCACGGACGUCCCACCCGCUCCCGGCCCCUCCAACCCCAUCACCUCCUCACAACCCUCGACAUCCGCUCCCAGGCGACGACCACGCGUCGACUCCUUCGACACCGACCCGAGCGCCGCCCAUUCCACCCUCGGCACCAGGCCCGCGACAACAACCCGUCCCGACCCCAAGCGCCCGCGUUCCGAACUCUACACCCCGACCGCCGCUCCAGCAACAACAAUGUCGGCCAGACUACAAGGCAAGCGCCCUGAGGUAAUAGACCUCACCAGCCCCGCCUCUGCCUCCCACCACCACAGCCUGCACCCGUCCCGCCCAGCCCUCCAACCACACCUCGGUGCCCGCAAGCUCGUCGUUAAGAACCUCCGCCCUUCCCCGACACUCUCCUCGUCCUCCACAUCCGGCCCCACGAAAACAACAACAACAACAACAACAACAGGAACAACAACACCGUCAUCGGUAGACGCCUACUACUCGCGCAUCCAAGCCGAGCUAGACAGCGCGCUGUCCUGCAUCUUCGCCGGCAAGCCGACCGCCCAGCCGCUCGAGCGGCUGUACCGCGGCGUCGAGGACGUCGUGCGCCGGGGCAGAGAGGAUGCGGCCGAGCUGAUGGAGCGGCUGCGCGCCAAGUGCGAGCGCUGGCUGGCCGGCGCGGAGAUGCUGGGCGGGCUGUGGGAGGAGUAUUUCCAGACUGCUGCUGUUGGUUCUUCGUCCUCCUCUUAUUCGACUUCUGGGGGAGGGGAAAAUGAUGGUGGUGGUGGUUCUGCUAUUGGGCCCGGGGAUGUGCUGCUUCGGGAGGUGGUUGCCAGGUGGAGGAGGUGGAAUGAGGUUGUUUUUGUGAUUAGGGGGGUGUAUAGUUAUUUGGAUCGGGGGUAUUUGAUGAUGCGAGGUGGAGGUGAGGGUGGGAGGGGGAGGAUGGGGAUCAAUGAGAUGGGGAUCGUGCUGUUCCGGAAGGCCGUGUUUGGCUCGUCCAAGGGCGUGACGGUGCAGGGGACGGCAGUGUUGGAGGCGGUAUGUCGGUUGGUGGAUUAUGCUCGGCACGGGGACGAGCGCGCAGACGAAGGUCUGCUGAAGGACGCAAUCGUCAUGUUGAGACUCUGCGGCGUCUACGGAAAGUCGUUCGAGCCCAUGUUUCUAGACAGGUCACAUCGGUACUUUGAGCGGUUUGCCAGCGAGAUGAGCACCGGACAUGGGCUCAAGGGUUACAUUGGCGAGGUGGCAGCGCUGCUAGAGCGGGAGAGUGCCAGAUGCGACGGGUUCAACUUCGAGAGCACCACCAAGCGGCUGGUCCUGGGCGACGCCCAUCGGGUGCUUAUCGAGACGUACUCGGAGAAGCUGCUCGACAGCGGCAGCGUCGCGCGAUUGCUGGAAGCCCACGAUGUCGAGUCUAUGAAGGCCCUCUACGAGCUGCUAAAGCUGUCCGGCCUGCAGAAGCGCCUCAAGGUCCCUUGGGAGCACUACAUUCGCCAAACUGGGUCGGCCAUUGUUAGCGACACCGAGCGAGGAGACGAGAUGAUCAUCCGCCUGCUGGAACUGCGGCGGUCGCUGGACAUCAUAAUACGGGACUCCUUCUCCAAGGACGACGUCUUCUACUACGCGCUCAGGGAGUCGUUUGGCCAGUUCAUCAAUGAUAGAAAAAUAUCGUCGGCGUGGAACACAGGCACGUCCAAGGUCGGCGAGAUGAUUGCCAAGUACAUCGAUAUGCUACUGCGCGGGGGUCUCAGGACGCUCCCAACGUCACUCUUGUCAGAUUCCCAGGACAGGGCUGACGCCGAGAGAAGCGGCCUGGCGAGCACCGGCGACGAAGAUGCUGAGCUGGACCGGCAACUGGACAACGCCCUCGAGCUCUUCCGCUUCAUCGAAGGAAAGGACGUUUUCGAAGCGUUUUACAAGAAAGACUUGGCGCGCCGGAUACUCCUCGGUCGCAGCGCGAGCCAGGACGCCGAGCGGAGCAUGCUCGCCAAGCUCAAGGUCGAGUGCGGUUCCAGCUUUACCCACAACCUGGAGCAAAUGUUCAAAGACCAGGAGCUGGCCAAGGAGGAGAUGGCUUCAUACAAGGAGUGGCUGGUGGGCACCGGACGGGGCAACGGCGGCGUCGACCUGACGGUCAACAUCCUCUCGGCCGCCGCGUGGCCGACCUUCCCCGACGUCAAGGUGCUGCUUCCCAAGGAGGUGUUGGAGCAGAUCAACACCUUUGACGGGUACUACAAGUCGAAGCAUACGGGUCGGCGGCUGACCUGGAAGCACAACAUGGCACACUGCGUCAUCAAGGCGCAGUUCAACCGCGGCCCCAAGGAGCUCCAAGUCAGCGCGCCGCAAGCGUCCGUCCUGAUGCUCUUCAACGAGGUCGAAAACGACGACCCCGCCAGCUCGACCGCCGGCGUGCUGUCCUACGACCAGAUCGCCCAGUCCACUGGUCUCCAGGGCGGCGAGCUCAACCGCACGCUGCAGUCGCUCGCCUGCGGCAAGGCGCGCGUGCUGACCAAGCACCCCAAGGGCCGCGACGUGUCGCCCACCGACACCUUCACCGUCAACAAGGCCUUUACGGACCCCAAGUUCCGCGUCAAGAUCAACCAGAUCCAGCUGAAAGAGACCAAGGAGGAGAACCGCGAGACGCACCAGCGGGUCGCGGCCGACCGCCAGUUCGAGACGCAGGCGGCCAUUGUUCGCAUCAUGAAGAGCCGCAAGAAGAUGACGCAUGCGCAGCUCGUGGCCGAGGUCAUCAACCAGACCAAGUCGAGGGGUGCCGUCGACGCGGGGGAUAUUAAAGCCAACAUUGAAAAGCUCAUCGAGAAGGACUACUUGGAGCGCGAGGGAGGAUCGUACACGUACUUGGCGUAGGCAUUGACAAGAAAGGGAGCUGGUUCCGUGGGCCAAUAAACCAGGAACUUGGGCGUUGGAGAUAUCGUGGAAGAUGUGUCGCGUCCUCCAUACAUUGUACGGAUUUAGGGAUUGAGGCAUGCCAUGUCCGUAGGGGUAGAACAACCUUGGCAAAGAGACUUAAGGGGCUCGGCCAGUCUGCCCGGGUUGAUACAAUUGACUGCGCGGCAUCAGGUAUUGAUACAUACAAUCUGCUCCGUUCCUCGGGGAUUCGCUCUAGUUCCGAGCGCAGUGGCUGUGG